CGGCCCCUGCACAGCCGUCUGAGCCCCAGGCUGCUGUCAGCUUCCACGUCGCCGGUCUGCGGGUCACUAAAGUCCAAGAGGCCUCCUGGGAAUGUGUCACCUUCCAGCGUGGAGUCACGCAGGAGAGGAGGCGGGGAGGGCGGCCUGGAAGGGCUUUAAAUGCGGGGCUGGUCCUGGGCUCAGACACACACGCACACCGCCACUGGGGAGCCCGCUUGAGCGCCGCUCUCCAGCUCCCUCGGAUACCAGAGCCACCGGCGUGGCGCGAAGCCGGCGGCCCGGCCCGGAGCCCACCAUGUUCCUGAAGGCUGUGGUGCUGACCCUGGCCCUGGUGGCCGGCACCGGGGCCCGGGCAGAGGUCAACCCGGACCAGGUGGCCACUGUGAUGUGGGAUUACUUCAGCAAGCUGAGCAGCGACGCCAAGGAGGCUGUGGAGCAGCUCCAGAAGUCAGAACUCAGCCAGCAGAUCGGCACCCUCUUCCAGGACAAACUCAAGGGCGUGAGCACCUACGCCGGCGACCUGCAGAAGAAGCUGGUGCCCUUCGCCGUCGAGCUGCAAGAACGCCUGGCCAAGGACUCGGAGAAGAUGAAAGAGGAGUUUCAGAAGGAGCUGGAGGCCCUCCGUGCCCGCCUGCAGCCCCACGCCAACGCAGUGAGCGAGAAGAUCGGGGACAACGUGCGUGAGCUCCAGCAGCGCCUGGAGCCCUUGGCGGCCCAGCUGCAGACGCAGAUGAACGCGCAGGCCGAGGAGCUGCGGCGCCAGCUGGCCCCGUACGUGCAGCAGAUGGAGGUGGCGCUGCGCGAGAACGUGGACAACCUGCAGGCCUCGCUCACGCCCUACGCCAACGAGUUCAAGACCAGGAUGGACGAGAAGGUGGAGCAGCUCAAGGGACAGGUCAUGCCCCACGCCAACGAGCUCAAGGCCAAGAUCGACCAGAACGUGGAGGAGCUGCGCCGCAGCCUGGCCCCCUAUGCCCAGGAUGCCCAGGAGAAGCUCAACCGCCAGCUCGAGGGCCUGGCCUUCCAGAUGAAGAAGAACGCCGAGGAGCUCCAGGCCCAGAUCGCGGCCAACGCCGAGCAGUUCCGCCACAAGCUGGCGCCCGUGGUGGAGAACCUGCACACCCAGCUGAAGGGAAACACCGAGGGGCUGCAGCAGUCGCUGGCAGAGCUGAACAGACACCUGGACCAGCAGGUGGAGGAGUUCCGGCGCAACACGGAGCCCUACAGGCAGAGCUUCAACCAAGCUCUGGUGCAGCAGAUGGAACAAUUCCGGCAGAAGCUGGGCCCCUAUACGGGGGACGUGGAAGGCCACUUGAGCUUCCUGGAGAAGGACCUGAGAGACAAGGUCAACUCCUUCUUCAACACCCUGAAGAAAGAGAGCCAGGACCAGCCCCUGGCCCUCCCCCUCCCGGAGCAGGUGCCGGAGCAGGUGCCGGAGCAGGUGCCGGAGCAGGUGGGCUCAGUUGCCCUAGAGAGCUGA
Messenger RNA from Perognathus longimembris pacificus (Pacific pocket mouse), 1480 nucleotides. RefSeq names its product apolipoprotein A4 (gene Apoa4). Lineage: Eukaryota; Metazoa; Chordata; Mammalia; Rodentia; Heteromyidae. Gene Ontology annotation, molecular function: phosphatidylcholine-sterol O-acyltransferase activator activity; phospholipid binding; cholesterol binding. The transcript has 3 exons. Gene Ontology annotation, biological process: cholesterol biosynthetic process; cholesterol efflux; very-low-density lipoprotein particle remodeling. The record is from RefSeq and is a predicted model, not a curated record. Gene Ontology annotation, cellular component: extracellular region; high-density lipoprotein particle; chylomicron. The coding region runs from base 92 to 1480 and encodes 462 amino acids.